Trichomonas vaginalis G3 is the source of this 1035-nucleotide messenger RNA. RefSeq names its product chromatin remodeling. Gene Ontology annotation, molecular function: protein binding. The coding region runs from base 1 to 1035 and encodes 344 amino acids. NCBI's taxonomy places the organism in Eukaryota, Parabasalia, Trichomonadida, Trichomonadidae. The transcript has a single exon. The record is from RefSeq and is a predicted model, not a curated record.
AUGGCAUUCACAUUUACAUUUAAUCCUCAUCGAUACCGCCAACUUAGAAUUAACGUUCCACCGUUAAAAUUCACGUGUUCAGCACUUGCAAAGGACAAUCUUCCAAAAGAACUUCAAUAUUGUUACACAUUUUGUGAAUAUUUGUAUAACUACAAAGUCGGAAAGGAUGAGACAUCUCAAUUCCAUCAACCUGUUUCCGAUGAACAAGCUCCACGUUAUUCUGAAGUCAUUAAACAAAAAAUUGAUCUUUCAACAAUCAAAAACAACAUCUUAUCAGAGAAAUAUUCAACGAAAGAAGAGUUUAAGAGCGAUGUAGAUUUAAUGUGGUCUAAUUGCAUACUCUACAAUGGCGCAGAUUCCGAAAUAGGAAAAUUGGCUGCUCGUAUUCGUACUGAAUUUGAUAAAGUUUGGGCUUUUCAUAACGCUAUCAAAGAUUCAGAGCCACCACGUGAAGCCAUUAAGCUUAUGGAAGAAACAUACGCAACAUUUAGAGAAAUUCGUGAAGCUCAAAAAUCAACAUACCUUUUCCCCGAACAAAUACAAGUUAAGAGUGAGCACACAAGCACAACGAAGACAAGCAAAUUGCAUGCUAGUGCUCAGGUUGUUGUAGAAAACCCAACAGAAGAAGAAGCAAAGACACCAAUAUCUACAGACGAGAAAUACGAACUUGCCAGGAAUAUAGACUUAAUGCCAAUAGAAUUGCUCGGCCAAGUUAUUCAAAUUUUGUCAGAACAUCCAAGUUUCAGACGUGACGUUCCUGUAUCAAUUCCAUUCUCAGAUAUCGAUAACUUAAUGCUUCGUAAGAUACAAAAGUACGUAAACGCUCAUCAAAACCAAGAAUCUCUUGUCAGAAGAAUGUAUCAAGAUAAAGUUGCCGCAGCUGAUCAACUUAACUACAUUAAUGCACAGCUUAAGAUUAUUACCGAAAAGAUUAAUAACAAGAAUAUUUCUAUCGAUUCUUCUUCUGCUGCUUCUGAAAAUACUGAUUCCGAUGAUGGAUCUGGAAGCAACUACUCGUCCGAUUCCUCAAGCUAA